CUCAGACCCCCACUGAUGUCGCUACCGUGUGUCAUCUUCCAACAAACAAAGCCAGCAGCUGCCCCUUCACGAAUGAUCCGUGUAUAAAUAGGGCAGUGUAGUCGCAAUGGCAUCAACCUGCAGGGCAGUGCUUCCGUUUAGCAUCUAGGCACGAAUCUGUGAAGAUGGAAUCAUCCACUUCUGGAGCCAAAUUUGAUUGCUUGCUUUUUGACAUGGAUGACACUCUCUACCCACUGAGCUUAGGAAUCAACUUAGCAUGCCGUAAGAACAUACAAGAUUACAUGCUGAGCAAGCUGCACAUUGAAGAGAGCCAGGUUCCCAAGAUGUGCCUAGACUUGUACAAGGAGUAUGGAACUACAAUGGCAGGCCUGAAGCUUUUGGGCUAUGGUUUCGACUACGACGACUUCCACGCUUGCGUCCAUGGAACGUUGCCGUAUGAGAAGCUGAAACCGGACCCUGUCCUGAGGCAGCUGCUGCUUUCCCUGCCACAGAGGAAGAUAAUUUUCACCAACUCUGACAAAGCUCAUGCAUCAAGAGUCCUGGAGAAGCUCGGGCUGGAGGACUGCUUCGAAGGGAUCAUCUGCUUCGAGACCCUGAACCCGCCGACAAAACAGGAUGUCCAUGACCAAAACAGGAUCCUGUGCAAACCGUCUUUGGAAUCCAUGGAAGCUGUCAUAGAGAUCGCAAAACUCGACCCUAGUAGAACGGUGUUCUUCGACGACAGUGCGCGCAACAUCGCCGCAGGGAAGGCGGCGGGUCUCCACACUGUCAUUGUAGGGAGCUCGACGCCGGUGCCAGGAGCGGACGUGGCGCUGGAGAGCAUCCACAACCUCAAGGAGGCCCUGCCGGAGCUCUGGGAGGCCACUGCCGGCGAGCACGUCGAGGCGGUUCUCCGGCCCGCCGCCGUCGAGACCACGGUGCUCGCAUGAUGAAACCGCCAGGCCACGCACUACAUAUGUAUCCUGUGCUGCGCAAAAAAUGUCUUGGAAUAUGGUGUGAGUGAAGCACCGUGCUUAUAUGCAUCGGAAACAAUAAGGUUUGGAACUCGUUUGAUCCAACGGUCCUUGCUUUUUUAUGGCAUGGUCCGUUUUGAAACGACUGGCUCCUUCAGAUGGAGAUAAUAAAUUUCAGAGAUUGCUACCGUGUUUCUUAUUU
Phragmites australis (common reed) is the source of this 1155-nucleotide messenger RNA. RefSeq lists its product as uncharacterized. The transcript has 8 exons. The record is from RefSeq and is a predicted model, not a curated record. Bases 165 to 929 code for a protein of 254 amino acids. Lineage: Eukaryota; Viridiplantae; Streptophyta; Magnoliopsida; Poales; Poaceae.